Penicillium maclennaniae is the source of this 1215-nucleotide messenger RNA. Its product is annotated as HNH endonuclease signature motif containing protein. The record is from RefSeq and is a predicted model, not a curated record. Bases 1 to 1215 code for a protein of 404 amino acids. The transcript is spliced from 3 exons. Lineage: Eukaryota; Fungi; Ascomycota; Eurotiomycetes; Eurotiales; Aspergillaceae.
AUGGCGACUCACCGUCACCAGUCCUCUCUAGAAGGGGUUCUGGACUUCUCAGUGCCUUUAUCCUUAACCCGAGAACAGCAUGAGUCGGCAAGGAACCUAGUGAUCAGGCUUGUACGGCAUUAUGGUUCCGAGAAGACCGUUCGGAAGGGCUAUCGGCCUGCGGCACUUAUCCAAGCUACUCUUGAGCACGUUACAUCGCCGGAUACCUUUAUGACUUUUUUUCUCUCAUACGUCUAUGAGGACCUAUGUUCGGAUGUAGAAAAUGGCGUUGAUUUCGAUAUUACUCACGCCUUGGUAUUCUUCGAGAGAUUUUCUUUAUGGAUCCCUGAACGAAUCAAUAAGCUUCACGAAGGCCUAGAAAAUUUUGCUGAGUAUAUCGUUGAAAAUUUCCUCCUUCCCCUUAGAGCAUCAUCAGUCAAGACACCACAACCAACGCCUACGUCGUUAUCAUCGCUACAGAGCCCAAAGCCGACCGGAACGAGGCAGCGUGUAUCUGCGUUACGACAUAACUGUCUUAUACGCGACCGCCACCGCUGUGUAGUGUCUCGGAAAUUCGAUAGAGUAGCAGCCAGAGAACGUUUCGCUGAGAAUGCGGAAUCUUGUGCAGACGAUGACGGGAAUCUGUUAAAGAAUAAAUCCAGCGAUCAAUUUCAAUUCUUAGAGGUUGCCUACAUUCUCCCUUAUUGUCUGACGACGGUAGCAUCUAGUGAAUCUGAUUUAGUAUGUCCGAUUGUUAGUAUUGGUAUUUUGACGGUGCUAAUGUUAUGCCUAGAGCGAUUCAAAAAAAAUGCUCUUCGGAUCUUGGAUAUGUUCGAUCCAGGAAUAAUCUAUCUUAUUGAUGGACCAAAAAUCGACAGUCCCACUAACGCCCUCACUCUGACGCUGGACUACCACCGGCUGUUCGGCGAAUUCCAGAUCUAUUUUGAACGCACUGGCACACGACACCAGUAUAGGAUUGACUCGACAGAACGCAGCCCUUUCUUACGUGACCCCUUGUUUCCCUCCCAAUCGCACGGUAGAUCCUCCAUCCCCCGGCUUCUCGAUGUUCACCGCGCCAUUGCACUUAUUAUGAAACUUAGCGGCGCUAGCGAAUAUAUUGAGCGAGUUCUUCGUGACAUAGAGGAGCUGGAUGUCAAAGAAGAUGGAUCGACACAUUUGGGACAUCUUGCAGGCUUACGACUCAGCGGGUGGUUAGAUACCCUAUCAGUGCAUUAA